AUGAGCGAAGAGGAGAGUUCCACAACAGCGGGUAACAACAAGGACUCGAGCAUUUCGCUGCUAUUAACCAAGGACGGACAGACGUACUACGUUGACAAGAGCGGUGUUGUCGACAGCAGAAAUGUAGUCACGCCGCAAGAAUCGGACAAUAACAUGUUCUCGUACGACAUGGAUGAUGCCGACGAGGAGAGCGAUGUUUUGGACACCUCGGACCCCCGUGACAGCGCUGCGAGCCCCGAAGAACUCAACGACGAAGAAGGGUUCGGGGAGAGCGAAAACGUGUCGAAGACGUGCACGUACGACGGUUGUACGGAGACCACGACCCAGGUAGCCAAGCAGCGGAAGCCGUGGAUGUGUAAGAAGCACCGAAACAAGAUGUACAAAGACAAGUACAAGAAGAAGAAGAGCGAUCAGGCUAUGUCCAGCGGGAAACAAGAUGUAAGAAUUUACCUGGCUGACAGACAAACAUGCAGACACACACACACGGUGCUUUCUUUCACAUGUUUAUCUGUCAUAGUCCAGGGAAUCGACAAUAUGUGCAUGAUUUGGUCCCAGCCCAGUGCUAAUACAUCUGAUCCAACUCAUCAUCAUUAGUUGAGUCAGGUUUGUUAGUACAGGGCUGGGAUAAAACCCUGAUGUGGUCCUCAGGACUAGGACUGACGAAUACUGCUCUAGUCUAAAUGGAUAUGUGUGAUGGUUAUAUAUUGAACCAUGCUGUGUGUGUUGGAUCAGGAGAGCUUGGAGGAGAGGCCUGUGUCUGUGAACAAGCAGCGUCUCGGCACCAUGGGGGACCGACCGGCCAGACCCUCCCUCAUCGAACAGGUGCUCAACCAGAAGAGACUGGUGAGUCACUCACUCACACACACACACACACACACACACACACACACACACACACACACACACACACACACACACAGCAGUUAACACAUCUUAGGUUGUUGAAAUGUGCAGCAUAUUUUCUCUUCCUGUAAUGGCAACUACCAGUAUCAUGAAUUCAAACAAUGUAUUACGUCACACUAGCCUGUGUGUGUGUUCUGUGUGUGUGUUCUGUGUGUGUGUGUGUGUUUGUCCCCAGUCUCUGCUGAGGAGUCCUGAGGUCAUCAGGUUUCUACAGCAGCAGCAGCGUCUCCUGACCACCCAAAGUCACAGCCAAUCGCAGCCUGACUUCCAGGGCUGCUAA
Molecule: messenger RNA, 1183 nt
Organism: Coregonus sp. 'balchen'
Lineage: Eukaryota; Metazoa; Chordata; Actinopteri; Salmoniformes; Salmonidae
Source: the annotation of a GenBank genome assembly